Messenger RNA from Oncorhynchus kisutch (coho salmon), 841 nucleotides. RefSeq names its product voltage-dependent calcium channel subunit alpha-2/delta-1-like. The record is from RefSeq and is a predicted model, not a curated record. The transcript is spliced from 10 exons. Gene Ontology annotation, cellular component: L-type voltage-gated calcium channel complex. Lineage: Eukaryota; Metazoa; Chordata; Actinopteri; Salmoniformes; Salmonidae. Gene Ontology annotation, molecular function: voltage-gated calcium channel activity. The annotation marks the transcript as partial.
AGGAUAAAGGAAUGGGUGGAGCAGAUGCAGCAGGAGUUGGUCACACUGACGGACACAGCCAGCGGAGUGCAGAACCUCAUACAGAUCUUCCAGAGCCACAGGAAGUACUUCAGUGUGGGGUCCAACGAUGCCAGCCAGCUGGUGGCUAAUGCAGCGGGGAACAUCGAGAAUCUCCUGGCCAACCGUUCUCGUGCUCUCAAGACCCUGGCAUCUGCUGCAGAGGAUUUUCAGAUGUGGCAUCGGUGGAAGAAUGAUCCUGAGCCUGAUGACAUCCAUUACUACUAUGCCAAAGAAAACCUGGACUCAAAUGAUACAGAGGUCAAGAAGCCAAACCGGCUUUAUCCAGAGUUUAAGGAAGACGAGCAAUUUAGACGCCUCAUCUCCUAUAACACCACAGCAGUCCACAUACCCACGGACAUAUACGAGGGCUCCACCAUCGUGCUGAAUGAGCUGAACUGGACAGACGCAUUAGAGGCCGUGUUUAGGAAGAACAAGGAAGAGGAUCCUACUCUACUGUGGCAGGUGUUUGGCAGCGCCACCGGAUUGGCUCGCUACUUCCCAGCAUCCCCUUGGAUGGACUCGCGAAAAACGCCUAAUAAGAUCGACCUCUACGACGUCCGGCGGCGACCGUGGUACAUCCAGGGGGCAGCGUCUCCAAAGGACAUGCUGAUCUUAGUGGAUGCGAGUGGCAGUGUCUCUGGUCUCACCCUCAAGCUAAUCCACACCUCUGUCAACGAGAUGCUGGAGACCCUGUCUGACGAUGACUACGUCAAUGUGGUCUAUUUCAAUGAUAAUUCAACAACUCAUCCCCCCCUCCCCCUCCCUCUGUCUUAUCUGUCUG